AUGAUAAAAUCUGCACAGAAGAAGAGGAAAUCGGAUGUUUUCCUCGAAGCGAACUCUACACAACCGCUAAAAAAAGAACGUCCAUGGUACGACGCGGAGGUUUCUGGUGCGAAGGAAGCCCCUGAGAAGAGUAGGCGAAAGAGCAUUGUUGGAUUAGGCAAAGGAUUACUCAAGAAGAUGAGGAGCUCUUCGGCACUAAAGGAUCGCAAUAACAAAGACAGCGCAAUGUGUCCUAUGUCGUCUAGCACGAGUACUUUGCCUGUGUUUAAACAUCCUUGCCUUAAUAUCAAGCUGGACCCAAUGCCAGAAGAUCAGAUUUCAUAUAAGAGUGAUUCAAGUGCAUUAUCUUCGGACACCAGCUUACCUCCCUCUUUCCAUCGUAACAAGGAACUUGUUCGUUUGGUGGGAGAGAUACCUAAGGACGGGCAAGGUUGGGGAGAAAAUGUUUCAGUGAGUCUUUUUCUCAUUUUACUUGGAUUUGGUCUGCUGUAA
Cylicostephanus goldi is the source of this 492-nucleotide messenger RNA. Lineage: Eukaryota; Metazoa; Nematoda; Chromadorea; Rhabditida; Strongylidae. The record is from the annotation of a GenBank genome assembly.